Molecule: messenger RNA, 6174 nt
Organism: Teleopsis dalmanni
Lineage: Eukaryota; Metazoa; Arthropoda; Insecta; Diptera; Diopsidae
Exons: 6
Coding region: 1373-2644 (423 amino acids)
Source: RefSeq, a predicted model, not a curated record
ACUUUCUUAUAUUAAUGAACACAAUAACUGGUAAAGAGAAAAAAGGCAAAGAAUUGCCUUAUCGUGACGAUAUCUCAAAAACAAAACUAAAGUAGAAUUGGAAUUAUUUCAUCGCAUUUUUGUUAAUUACACCAAGCAAAGCGUAAAAGUCGAGCGUUAAAAGUUAAGCGUUAAGAGCGCAGCGUAACGCAGGCAGGGCCACUCACGGUUUGUCUCGAAAACGCGGAUAGCUAAGUGCAAAUAUUGAUAUUAGCAUAUAAAGAGCGGAACUAAUGAUUAAAUAGCGGAGUUGCAGGCGGUUAGCGGUCUGGGAAGUAUCAUAGGGGCAGCUAGUAGUGUCGCACGGCACUACGACUUUUCAAACAAAUCAAGUAAACACAAGUUAACGUCAAAUAGAAAACUGAAUACUGAUACUGAAAUACUGAAAUACUGAAUAAAAUUCAAUUUGAAUAAUAAAAACAAUAAUAUUUGCAAUAACAAAAACGAUUUCAAACAAGUAACGAGUAAACAACAACAAGUUACAUAUAAAAAAAAAUAGCUGCCAACUAAAAAUAUUUACUUGCAAGCGGUAAGCGGUAAGCAUUAAGCAGUUUAUAUUAAGCACCAAGCGGUAAGCGGCUACCGCGCUAAUCACAGACGAAACUAAAACUAAACUCUGAAGUCAUUCGCAUCAACUGUCGCAGACGAAGUGACAAGCAACAAAAACAAACAAAAAAAAAAAUAAUAAUAAUAAUAAUAAAAAUAUUAAUAAAAAAUUAAAUUGAAACAAAAACACAAGAUUGUAUAGUGAAGAGCAGAUUUGUCAGUUGGCGUAGAUUUCUAGAUUUCUAGAUUUCGUGGUCAACGCAGUGGAGCAAAGAUACUAUUCAAUAACUAUUCAAACAAAAAAAAAAAAAAAAUAAAAAAUUUCUAUAAAAAAUUUAAUUCUCAUAAAAAAAUAACUAAAGUAAAUAAAAAAUAAUAAUUAAUUCACGCUAACAGCGAGCAAUAAAAUUAUUAACUGAACAUUCAACGGCCGCCCAAAAUUAGCAGCUGAUAAAGUUAAAUAUUGUUAGUACUUAAUCUGCUACUCAAUCAGGCGGUGAGGCAGUAAGCCAGUAAGGCAGUCAGACGUCUACAACUAGUUAAGCGCUUCCAUGCGUUCUUCUAUUUGAACGAGCAUUAACCGACAUUCAUACAGCGACUAUACAGCAGCGACUACAACAACUAAUAAGCAGCGCAUCUUCACUGGAAUUGGUAACGUCGCAUACGCAUUCAUAUUUUCACCCGCAAUCGCGCAACUACUUCGCCCGUUCUACUCUUUGCUAGCAGUUCUCGGCUAGAAGUUAGCAUAAGCGUAAUCGUUUGGUAAAUAUUUGGUAGCGCCAACAAAAUGUGCCGCUGUUGUCAAAAUUGCUGGGAAGAUUUCUAUUGGAAUUGCAUAGAGGAACGGUUCUGUUAUGAUGAGUCAAUUGCCAAUUAUAACCCCGAAGAAGAUGAGGAUUACAUUGCGUCGCAGAAGAACGGUGGCGUGAUCGCGCACAUAGAAGCGGCCGACAAUAACAAUUUGACAGUACCACCUAUUUGCGAUCAACCGCUCCGACGUGGUAAUUCGGCGUUUUUAAGUGAUAAAAUACAUGAAGAAGAUUUUCGCCGCGAAACACAGACCAAUGUUCCCAUGUUAGGUCCAGAAACGCUUGCAGUAUUCGCAAAUUCGCAAAUAUUUCAGGAUCAUCCACAGGCCAAAAUCAAUCGCAGCAGCACGAAAAGCUUCUUGGUCGGCGUACACUCGCCAAAAGAACGACCUUCGACUCCAAAGGAAACUGAUCAGGAACGUUUAUUGAGGCGUCUGGAAGCUAAUCUUCAUAACGAUGUCCCUGAUGCAACAAAAACGGUCACACCUAUUUCUGCCGCUUCACAUGAAACAACAGCAGAGAAACGUAUUACAUUCACACUUACCACCGAUUCAUCACCAGAGGGCAGUCAAAUACUUACGCCGAAAAAGUUUGCUGCCAUCGCCGAAGAAGAGACCGAAACAGAUAUCAUAAAAUCAGAAGAACCACCAGUAAAGAAUGCAGUCGUGCAACGUGCUAAUGCUUCCAGUGACAACGAUACCGAUGAAGUAAUAUUACGUCCUCGCUUCUUUGAUCGCCACCAACACUUAAUGCCAUAUGGUGGUGGUAACGCGACACCGAAACGCACGCUACGUAGCGCUAAAAGCGUACCACAUUUCAAUGUACGCGCAGCUGCAAGCGAAACCGAUAUUUUCUCUAUCACCGGUUCGGUUGGUCAGAUCAGUAUGACACCUGAAGUGCCAUCUAUUUCAUAUUCCAAUCUACCGAAGAACUAUGAGGACACACCUACCAUAGAAGAGUAUCGCGUCUCACAAAGUUUGUAUUCCAUACAAGCAACAAAUGCAGCACGUGCCACACAGGAUGAUUACUCCAUGCCACGUUAUUUCCGUCGCUCUGCUAUGUUAGCGCAAAGCACUGAAAUAUUAUCUGCUUCUUCGCUGGCCUCAGUCAAUUCAUCAAAGGAAGAAAUGCGUCGUCCGGAAAAGGAGAAGAGCAAGCGUUUGAAAAUGCUACGCGGCAAUUUACCGCCACUAUUGAUACAUUCGGUAUCAUUUCGUAAAAAUCGGGAUGAAGGAAAGCAACUUGAUUGAAAGCAGUAGGGAGGGAGAAAGUAGUUAGUAGAAUUAUUGAGAUAGGUGUGAAGUAAGACAUGAAACAUAAAAGAUAGUCAUUAUGUAAGUUUUUUUUUUGUUCCAAUUAAUGAUAUUGUUUUAAUUGUGUAUAAAAAAUAUUAUUUUCAAUUUGGAUUGGAGAAAGAACUAGGAAAACUAGGAAAGGAGAAAUGAAAAAAUAUAUAACAUACAAAAUAUAAAAAGAAGAUGAGGUGUGACAAAAUAAGAGAGAUGAAAAUCGAAACAAGGAAAAGAAUAAAAGAAGAAAAAAAUACUGUUAGGGAAAAAAAAGGAGGAAAAUAAGAAGAAAAGAAAGAAGAAAAAUGUGGAAAAGUAGGAUCAGUAGGAGGAUGAUAUUGGAGGAAAACUCUUUUAAGUAAAUAAAUUGUUAGAGAACUUGGAACUUGGGAAUAGAUGAUCUUAAAGAAAAUGGAAUUACGCACAAAAGUUUGAAGAUGAGAUAAUGUAGAGGAUGAAGUAAUAGUAAACGGUCAGAUAAUAUAAAUGAGUAUAUAGAGUGUUGGUAUACGCAUUAUUAAGUAGUAUUAUUUUACAUAUAUAAAUAGAUAGAUGGUUACUUACAGAUCCAUUUGUAUAUAUUUAUAUAACUAUAGAUAUAAAAAUAGACUUUAAAAUAUAUAAAUAAAAGCAAUUGGAAGUAAAGAACAGGUAAGAUGAAUAAGCGGCAGCUGUAUCGAUAACGUAUGAAUUAAGGCUGAAAAUUAUAAAGAAGGCAAAAAAUUAUGAAACAUGCUGGUAAUAAAUAUAACUGAUAUAAUGGUUCCAAUGGAAGGUACUACUUUUGCACAUCUCUUUCUGCUCUUUGCGAGUUUUUCGUGUAAUUUUGUUGCAGGUUUGAAGAGUACAAGCAAAUGAAGUUAGAUAGGAAAUAUUUGGAAUAGUAAGGGAAGAAUGAGUAAUCGUUUACAGAGCUCAAGCAAAACAAAGUUAGAAAGAGAAGAGAUCUUGGAAAAGUAAUAUUCUAAAAGUCUGUAGGUAAGAAUACAGACAAUAUAAUUUCGAAUAGUUUUCCUUAAGAAAAACAGUAUAAUUAUUAUAUUAGCUAGCAGAAAAAGAGAUGACUGGAGAUUAAGCUGAAUAGAGACUUUUCCUUUUUAAACAAAAUUAUAUAGAAGGUUAAAACAGAAAAGAAUGUAGUCAAAUGAAAGGAGUGUAAUACAUGAAUACAUCUACAAUAUAUUAUACGAGAAAAGACGUUGAGCAAGUGGUAUCACAAUGAAAAAGAUCUAUUUGCAUUGGGAAAAGGUGCACUUUUUUGGUGUACCAAAAGAGCAAGAUUUGAAGAAAUUAUAAUGCAAUAAGCAGAAGCAAGCCAAAACAUGUUAUAGACGAUCAUUUAAAAUCAGGAUACCAAGUAAAUAGAUUAUGGAUCAAAUCUUCUGAAAAAUAUGAAUAAGUAAAGCGCAGCAUUAACAAAAUAUAACGAGCGAAGUUGAAGUGUGAAGAGUGAGAGUACAAAAGGAAACUAUAUAAAAGACGAUUUUAGAAAAAUCGGAGUACAUAUUUUAUAAAUAAAUAAAAAAAGAAGAAGACAUCAAUAGACUAUUGAAAGAAUAACAAAAAAUUUAAUAAGGAAAUGAAUAUAUAGGCAAAAUAUUGUGAAAUAAUAAAUUUAAUAAGAGAGGAAACGAAAUUGCAAAAAAAGCAUUGAGAGAUAUAUUGGUGAAAGACAAGAUAUUUUCAAUAUAAUGCUUAAAGUAUGAGAUAAGGAAAGAAAUAAUAUCCAGUAAAAUGUGAAAAAGAAAUUUAAUAAGAGACGGCAAUAGUUAACGAGUGAAAGACUCCUCCAGAUAUAUAGGAAUUAUAUUAAAAGUAUAAAAUCUUUGUCAAAAGAAUUGAUAAGAGUAGAAGGGGAUAACAUAGAUAUAUAAAUUAUAAACUAUGGUAAAGAUAACAUAUCAGAAAUUAAAAAUGGGAAAAAUAAAUACGAAUACCAAAAUAAAGACAAAUACAGAAUGAUAAGAUUUUUAGAAAAUAAAUACAAUUAUUAAGUUUAAAACAAAUAGAAGGAAAUUUUGUUAAAGUUGGAAGAUGAAAAAGAAAUUUAUGUAUAAAAGAAUAUGUAUUAAGAAGAAGAAGAAAAAUACGAGAUAUGGACUGUAAUAAUAAGAGUAAAAUUCUUAAUUCUGUGAAUAAGAUAAUUCCCAAGUUGGUAGACACAAAAAAAUAAAGUAGAUACUAAUAUAAUUAGUAGAUACUAAUAUAAUUACUAUCUUAAUCUAAAAUAAUUUAAUAGGAACAUGAAGGGAACAGUAUAAGGUUUACAGAUAAAAAAGUAGAAGAAAAGUAAAUAAAGACAAUUAAAUUACAAAAAAUCGAAAACAAUUCAUUAAAUUAUCUAUAUGAAGAGAGACGAAUAUAUAGAGUUAUAUAGAGUUAGCAAGAGAGUAUUGAAUUUAGUAACAAAAAGGUAAAGAAAAAUUAAAAGAAAAUCGAACAAAAGAAUAAAGGAUAGAGAAAAUAUUACACACAUUAGUAUAUCGAACUAAAGGUGUGAUAGUAUAAGUAAGAUGGCAAUAUACUUUGUUUUGAACGAGAAUUUUCAAUUUGGACCCGAAAGAGCACAGAAUAGAUAAGUUUGUACCAAAUCUUAAUAUAAAUUUUACAACUAAUACGAUAGCUGUAUUUUGCAAAUAAAAAAGUAUAUAGUCCAUGGCGACGAUAUAUUUAAAAUCUGUAAAUUCUUUCCUUUAGAGAUGGAGGAAGAUAGAGGUGGAGAGAGAGGAAGAGAAAGAGGAAGGGGUGAAGAAAGAGAGAGACGGAGAGAGUAAAAAAGAGUCGGGAAGUAAAGGAAGGAAGAGUUUGAAAAAAAUAAAGAGAGUGGAAAAGAUAGUGAAAGAAAAAAAGUGGUAAAAGAGAGAAAUACACAGAAAAGAAUAAUGCAUCGAGAAAUAGAGAAGGAAAAUGAGAAAAAAAAUAAAGCAAUGGAGUGAAAUAAGUAGAAGUAAAGGUAGAGAGAGAGAAGAAUAAAGUAAAUAUAGAGAAAUAUUUAAUCUCUCAGGGGGAGAGAGAUGAAAAAGGCGAAAUAGGGAGAGAAAACCAAAAAUAAAAAUAGGAAGAAUGUAUUAAUAGAGAAGAGCUAAAUCAGAUCUAAUAGAUUGACAUAUACCCAAAAUAAAAACUUUUCUGAAUGUUUCAGCAUUAUUGAAAAUUAUAAAGAUGUCUUAACAAACUUUACGAUGCAUUGCUUAGUUUAGAAGUAGAAGUUCUAUAAGAAUUAUCUAGUAACGAUGAUGCUAGUACCGCACUCGGUAUGCAUAGCAGUAGCAUAAAAUGUACUCUUCAAAUAGCUUUUGCUAUAUAUAUUUUCAGUACAUAUAGGCCUAAUUAUUAUCAUCCAAACAGCGUCUUCUAUGAAUAUAUAUAUUUAAACUUAGAACAAAUAAUUAUUAAAGAGAAUGUCUUUGAAGAAAAGUUGAAUGGGAUUAGAGAUAUUAUUUCUAUUUUGUUGGUUCACACUGUCAUGUAUAAUAUAUAUUAAUAUAUAA